GAAACGGAACCGGGUUUCUCUGUGCCACCUUUGAGUUUCCCCAUUCCAGAGAGAGAAAAAGCCUUUCUCUCUCUUCACGUGCGACUCCGCCAUGGGAUGGGGCGCGGUUUCGGCAGGCUCGAGGCGGUGGCGGUGGCGGUGCGACCGUUUCUCGACCCUUGCCUUCUUCCUACUCUCCUUCGCCUUGUUGGGUUUGAUUGCGUUUGUCUACGCUUGGUUGAUCAUCGCCCCGCACGCCCACAAGAGCCUAUCUCCACUCGGUUGCCAAGAAGACGACGAGGGUUCCUGGUCGAUUGGUGUCUUCUAUGGCGACUCGCCCUUUUCUCUCAAACCCAUUGAAACUGUGAAUGUAUGGAGGGAUGAGAGUGCUGCUUGGCCUGUGGCCAAUCCUGUGCUUACUUGUGCUUCGGCGUCUGAUGCUGGUUUUCCAAGUAAUUUUGUUGCUAAUCCUUUUCUUUAUGUCCAGGGAGAUGUGUUUUACCUAUUCUUUGAGACCAAAAAUUCAAUCACCAGGCAAGGAGAUAUUGGAGUUGCAAGAAGCCUUGAUAAGGGAGCAACAUGGCAACAGUUGGGUAUUGUUUUAGAUGAAGAGUGGGAUCUGUCAUAUCCGUAUGUGUUUGACUACAAUAGCCAGGUAUACAUGAUGCCUGAUGGAAGGGCAAAAGGGGAACUCCGCCUUUAUCGAGCUGUAAAUUUUCCUUUGGAAUGGGUAUUGGAGAAAGUUAUAAUGAAAAAGCCCCUUUCGGACUCAUUUAUCAUCUUUCAUGAAGGAAACUACUGGCUUUUUGGGUCAGAUCACAGUGGCAUUGGCACCAACCAGAACGAAUGGUUGGAAAUCUGGUAUAGUAGCUCACCACUUGGUCCUUGGAUACCGCAUAAGAAGAAUCCUAUUUAUAAUACAGAGCAGAAGAGUUUAGGGGCUCGUAAUGGUGGCAGACCAUUUGUCUAUAAUGGAAACCUUUAUCGCAUAGCGCAAGACUCUAGCGAGAUAUAUGGGCGAUGUGUACAGCUUUUCAAAAUUGAAGUUCUUAGCAAAGAUGACUUCAUAGAAGUUGAAGUGCCCCUAGGCUUGGAAGAGCCAAAAAAGGGUCCAAAUGCAUGGAAUGGUGCUCGCUACCAUCACCUUGAUGUGCAACAGCUUAGCUCUGGAGAGUGGAUUGGAAUUAUGGAUGGGGAUCGUGUUCGCUCAGGUGAUGCAACACAUCGAUUCUUUAUUGGCUGUGCAUCAUCUGUUACUGUUGUUGCGCUUGUUGUAUUGUUGGGUAUGCUACUUGGUGCUGUCAAGUGCUUGGUCCCUCUGAGCUGGUGCCCGCACAAUAUGGAAAAGAGAAGUGAUGCUUUAUUGGCUUGGGAGAGGUCGAACUUGUUUUCUUCCCGAUUAAGACAAUUUUGUAGUCGCUUGAAUGGAGUGUGUUUGUUGCUACAUGGAAGGCUAAAGCAGAAGACUUGCUUUAGAAUUUUGGUUCUUGCUUUCAUAUUUGCAGCAGGAGUAGCCCUGACGUGCUACGGUGUUUUUUAUAUUUAUGGAGGCAAUGGUGCACAAGAACCGUAUCCUUGGGAAGGUCAUUAUUCCCAGUUCACAUUGCUAGCAAUGACUUAUGAUGCUCGACUCUGGAACCUUAAAAUGUACGUCAAGCACUAUUCAAGGUGUGCUUCAGUUCGCGAGAUUGUUGUCGUAUGGAACAAAGGUAAACCUCCUGAAUUAAGUGACUUUGACUCAGCAGUGCCGGUGAGGAUCAGAGUAGAGAAGCGAAACUCCCUUAACAAUCGGUUCAAGACAGAUCCCAUGAUAAAAACCCGAGCUGUUCUUGAGCUGGACGAUGAUAUUGUGAUGAGAUGCGAUGACAUUGAACGAGGCUUCAGGGUAUGGCGCGAGCACCCUGAUCGAAUCGUGGGCUACUACCCGCGCCUCGUUCAUGGACGCCCCUUGAAGUACCAAGGUGAGAAACAUGCCCGCGCACAUAGAGGGUACAACAUGAUCCUGACGGGGGCAGCUUUCAUUGACAGCCAGGUGGCUUUCGACAGGUACUGGGACGAGAAAGCCAAGGCUGGGAGGCUGCUGGUGGACAAGUACUUCAACUGCGAGGAUGUGCUGUUGAACUACUUGUAUGCCAAUGCAAGCUUGUCCAACACAGUCGAGUAUGUCAAACCGGCCUGGGCCAUCGACACAUCCAAGCUUUCGGGUGUUGCAAUCAGCCGAAACACAGAUGAGCAUUACAGAAUCAGAAGCAACUGUCUCGCAAAAUUCGCAGAGAUGUAUGGCAGUUUGACAGAGAGGAAAUCAGAGUUCAAUGGGAGGAAGGAUGGCUGGGACUUGUAGAUAACAGCAGCAAUCAGGGUAGGUAUCUAAGACAGCAGUUUAGUGUUCUCUUGUCAUGUUCAUGCUCUUUACCCCUUUGUUUAUUUGGUGCACAUCUGUUCUUUCUCCAUUGUAAAUCUUGCUCUUUCUCUUGCUCUUGGUUAUUGUGGGUAUCAGGCUAAUGUGUAUAUAUCUUUUUGAAGUAGUGUUUUUAGAUCUUCUGGUGUGGGAAAGGUUGGAAAAUGAAUUCAAGUUUUUGAAUGGGGUUUUGGUGGGGUAUCUUUUGUGAUUAGGGUUUAAAUCUCAGCAAGUUUAUGCAAAAUCUAAU
This is a messenger RNA of Diospyros lotus (date-plum), 2627 nucleotides long. Its product is annotated as glucosamine inositolphosphorylceramide transferase 1-like. Gene Ontology annotation, molecular function: glycosyltransferase activity. The coding region runs from base 92 to 2320 and encodes 742 amino acids. Gene Ontology annotation, cellular component: membrane. Lineage: Eukaryota; Viridiplantae; Streptophyta; Magnoliopsida; Ericales; Ebenaceae. The transcript has 5 exons. The record is from RefSeq and is a predicted model, not a curated record.